Messenger RNA from Melanotaenia boesemani (Boeseman's rainbowfish), 704 nucleotides. Its product is annotated as lymphocyte antigen 6G-like. The transcript is spliced from 4 exons. The record is from RefSeq and is a predicted model, not a curated record. The coding region runs from base 296 to 610 and encodes 104 amino acids. Lineage: Eukaryota; Metazoa; Chordata; Actinopteri; Atheriniformes; Melanotaeniidae.
UUUUUACACAAAAUAGAUUUAAGCUGGUGAUAUUCUAAAAUUGUAGUGCUGUUGAUUCCAUAUCAUAAAGUGAGAAUGUUUAAUGAGAAAACUCUUCCAUUUUCUAUUAUAUGUUCUAACUGUUUUAUUCCUUUAUUUUUCCACUGAGUGAUGGAAGUUAACCAUCUUUUUCUUUUGCAGGAUGUCAGGGUUGUUCCAGAUGGGUGUAAGCUCACAUGGCAUAAGUGAAGGCUUGGUUAUCUUAAGAAACUCCCACCAAGUAAUUAAAUAGGAAAUGAUGUGGCUGAGCUGAUGAAUGGCAGCCAUGAUGAAGCUUUGUGGAGCUCUGGUCCUGUUCUUGACUGUGUCCAUAGCAACUGGAUUACGAUGCUACUCAUGCAUAUUAUCCAGGCCUGAAUCCUGCACAAAUGCUAUAAACUGUGUUUCACCUUUAAACAAAUGCUACUCUAUGAAAGUGGGUGAUUUAGUCAAUCUAGGAUGUGGACACAGCUCUAUGUGCGGAAGCCACAUAAAAUGCUGCAGUGGAGACCUGUGCAACAGCGCCUUCCCAGCGGGUCCCAGUGUCAUGCUGCUGCUGGUGUCCUCAGCCAUCCUCACACUCUUUCUCUAAAGCUUUGGGACAGAUGUUAUUCAAUGCAUACACAUUGUUUAUCUCACUGAGCAUGCAAAACCUGUCAAUGAAUGUGUGUCAUUUUCUUCAAUAA